Diuraphis noxia (Russian wheat aphid) is the source of this 1031-nucleotide messenger RNA. RefSeq names its product LDLR chaperone boca (gene boca). Gene Ontology annotation, biological process: protein folding. NCBI's taxonomy places the organism in Eukaryota, Metazoa, Arthropoda, Insecta, Hemiptera, Aphididae. The record is from RefSeq and is a predicted model, not a curated record.
AAACCGAACAUAACGAAUUAACGACCAUUACGUACCUAUUUACUGUUAAAUAUUCACCAAUUCACCUACGUUUCGACCAUAUAGACAUAUUAUAGUGUUAGUAGUAGGUAUAGUUCAAUUUAAAUAAAAUAUUUUCGGUUACGACAAUAUUUGAUAUUUCCCGUUAGUCUCGAAUUCGACCAAAGCCAAUACGAAGACAUUUCUCCUGCACGCCGACUGUCAUAUAAUUAUAUAAACGUUAUCUUAUCAUCGUUUUUUUCGCCAUUCAUCGUAGUUUUUUUUAAAUUUUUUUUUUUAAUUUGCACCUAAUAAUUAUUUAUAUUUGUCGUUGAAUACUUAAACCGCUUUCAGUAACUUAAUUUUACUGCCGUCACUCAAAUCCGUCCGACUGAUAAUAAUAUUGUACCUUUGAAAAUGAUUCGUUCGGCAGUAUUGGUGGCGUUGGUAGUGACAGCUGCGGUGAUUGCGAAAAAAUCACGCGAUGGUGAGAAGCCGUCUUGGGCCAAAAAAGAUAUUAGCUCUUAUACCGAAGCCGACAUGGAGCGAUUGCUUGACCAGUGGGAGGAAGACGAAGAGCCUUUAGAACCUGAUGAGCUACCUGAACACUUGAGACCUCCCAUUAACAUUGAUCCAACUUUGUUAGGAAGUGAUCCAGAUGCUAUGUUAAAAUUAUCCAAAAAGGGCAAAACUUUAAUGACCUUUGUGAAAGUAUCACCUAAGUACAAUAAAGAUGAUGUUGAUAAAAUAACCAAAAUCUGGCAAUCAAGUCUUUGGAACAACCACAUUCAAGCAGAAAGAUUUAUGGUUGAUGAUAAUCGAGCCAUAUUCAUGUAUAAAGAUGGUUCACAAGCUUGGGAUGCAAAGGAUUUCCUGAUACAGCAAGAAGACUGUGUUGAUGUAACAAUUGAAAAUCAAGUAUACAAAGGUCCAGCUUCUCCAUUUGUUGAAGGAAACGUUGAAAAAGUGGAAUUAUAAUUGUUAUUUUCUAUUAGCUUAGUUAAUUUAUUCAUAAACGGUUAUUCUAAAAAUGA